AUGCCGCCCUCCUCUCCGUCUCUCCGUCUCCUCUUCUCCCGCCGCCGCCCUACCGCUCCGCACCACCAUCUCCGCCGCCGCCACAGCCUCUCCACCUCCGGCCCUGCCGCGGCCGCUGCCAUUCCACCUCCCUCCCACAACCGCGCCGCGCACCUCGCCGCCGCCGUCCACGGCGCGGUCGCGGCCAAGAACUUCGCGCACGCCAUCCGUUUGACGAAAUCCCUCGUCCAGGUGUCCUCUUCCUUCCCCGGGCGGAGUUCUGCUGCCACAGCCGCCGGGGCCGGCGCCGCAUUCGCGGCUCUCUCCUCCACCUCCACCUCCCCUGCCCCCGCCCUCGGCGUGCUCGUCGUCGCCCUCUCCCAGAUGGAGCUGCUCGACGAGGCCCUGUACGUGUUCCGGCGCUUGUGGACGCUGCCGGCGCUGCCCGCGUGCAACGCGGUCCUGGAUGGACUCGUGAAAGCACGCAGGUCUGGGUGCGCCUGGGAGCUGUUCGACGAAAUGCUUAGACGGGGGAUGGUGCCCAGUGUGGUCACGUACAAUACUCUUAUCAAUGCAUGCCGGUACCAGGGUGCUGUGGCGAAGGCUCAGGAGAUGUGGGAUCAGAUGGUGGCACGGCAGAUUGAUCCGAAUGUGGUCACAUACACGACGAUGAUAUGUGUGCUUUGUGAAGAGGGCUGCAUUGGUGAUGCUGAGCGGUUGUUUGGCGCUAUGAAGGAAGCAGGGAUGCAGCCUAAUCAGUAUACAUACAAUGUGCUGAUGAGCGGUCACUGUCUGAGAGAUGAUGUCAACAGUGCAUUUGUGUUGUACCAGGAAUUGCUGAAUAGUGGCCUCAUUCCAAAUGCUGUUGUCUUUACAACCCUGAUUGACGGUUUCUGUAAAGCGAUGAGGUUCAGUGAAGCAAAAGAUAUGUUCCUUGACAUGCCCAGUUUGAUGGAUGGAGCUUUCAGGUCUGGAAAUGCACAAGAAGCAUUGUCACUUUAUCAAGAGAUGACUCGCUUAGGUUUGUGCCCAGAUGAGUUCACCUGCAGCAUUGUUGUGAGAGGCCUUUGUGACGGAGGGCAAAUGCAGGUAGCGGCCAGGUUUCUUGAAGGUGUGAGGGAAGAUGGUGCUAAUCUGAAUGCAGCUGCUUACCAUGCACUGAUUGAUGAGUACUGCAGGAAUGGGAAUUUGGAGGAAGCACUAGCAACAUGCACUAGAAUGACUGAGGUUGGAAUUGAGCCCAAUGUGGUGUCAUACUCCUCCUUGAUAGACGGGCAUUCAAAACUAGGGAAGAUGCAAAUAGCAAUGGCUAUAUACACUGAGAUGGUGGCUAAAGGGAUUGAGCCUAAUGUGGUCACAUACACUGCUCUUAUUCAUGGUCAUGCCAAGAAUGGUGGCAUAGAUGCUGCUUUUCGUUUCCACAAGGAAAUGAUAGAGAAUGGUAUUUCACCUAAUGCUAUUACAGUGUCAGUUCUUGUUGAUUGUCUGUGCAGAGAGAAUAGGGUUCAGGAUGCAGUCAGGUUUGUGAUGGAGCACUCAGGGAUAAAGUACAGUGAUAUUCAUUCUUUCUUCUCAAACUUUACAACUGAAGAAGACCCUUUAAUUCCAAACAGUGUGAUAUAUAUGACCUUGAUAUAUGGCCUGUAUUUAGACGGCCAACACUAUGAAGCUGGCAAGCUUUUCUCCUACAUGAGAAGAUCAGGUAUGAUACCUGAUAGCUUCACCUAUACACUACUGAUACGAGGGCAGUGCAUGCUUGGCUAUGUCAUGAAUGCCAUGAUGCUCUAUGCUGAUAUGAUGAAGGUUGGUGUUAAACCAAUGAGGUACAAGAUAGUCUGCCCUGAGAUUUGGUCAUGGGCACCACUGAAUGACCCCCAAACUGUUGCUCUGAAUUUUGUGGUACAGGUUCUGAAUGAAAAGAGCAUAUUCCUUCCCUGUGACAUUAUCAGCAACAAUGCUGAUUAA
This is a messenger RNA of Miscanthus lutarioriparius, 1944 nucleotides long. The record is from the annotation of a GenBank genome assembly. Lineage: Eukaryota; Viridiplantae; Streptophyta; Magnoliopsida; Poales; Poaceae.